This is a messenger RNA of Cyprinodon variegatus (sheepshead minnow), 1457 nucleotides long. RefSeq names its product cyclin-dependent kinase inhibitor 2D (p19, inhibits CDK4) (gene cdkn2d). The transcript has 3 exons. NCBI's taxonomy places the organism in Eukaryota, Metazoa, Chordata, Actinopteri, Cyprinodontiformes, Cyprinodontidae. Gene Ontology annotation, biological process: regulation of cyclin-dependent protein serine/threonine kinase activity; negative regulation of cell population proliferation. The coding region runs from base 419 to 913 and encodes 164 amino acids. The record is from RefSeq and is a predicted model, not a curated record. Gene Ontology annotation, cellular component: nucleus. Gene Ontology annotation, molecular function: protein kinase binding; cyclin-dependent protein serine/threonine kinase inhibitor activity.
UACGAGCAAAGGAUGGAAAUCUGAAUGAACUGAUCUUUGAAGGCACCAACGUAUACAAAUCGCCCGCUUUCUUCGCUCCGUGCUCUGAUUGGUCAGAUGUCGAUGUUGCCACUGCCGGAGUGUAGUAACAAGCUCGUAGCUCCUCCCCAUUUACCAAAUAUGGACCUACCACGCCCACUACGAGGAAUGUGAUUGGCCAGCGUAUUUCUCUUUCCAAUGUUUGUAAAUUUUAGACUUGGAGAGGGGGGGACACCGCUGUUUGGAUCUCAGCGCGCAAAUGUAUUUUUUAAAGGUUGAUAAACUGUUUUCGUUUGAAUUGUAUUUAAAAAUAACUGUGCACUAGCAACAACGGGUUGGACGAAAAGCUUGACGACGCUUGGGAUAUCAACGAACUGGAUAAGCUGGAAAGCAGAGUAGAAUGGUCCUGAGUGAGAUGGACGCGGGGAAAGCUUUGACGGCGGCAGCAGCCAGAGGGAAUGCCGAUGAGGUGCAGAGGAUCCUGGAGGAAUGCAGAGUUCAUCCCGAUACUCCCAACGAGUUCGGCCGAACCGCGCUGCAGGUGAUGAUGAUGGGAAGCUCUAAAGUAGCAAGAUUGCUGCUGGAAAAGGGAGCUGAACCCAACAUUCAGGACAAACACGGUAUCGCCCCGGUCCAUGACGCAGCGCAGACGGGGUUCCUCGAGACCCUGGAGGUUUUGGUGGAGCACGGGGCUUCUGUUAACCUCCAAGACCAGAACGGCGCCCUCCCCAUCCACAUCGCCAUACGAGAAGGCCACCGGGAGGUGGUGGAGUUCUUAGCUCCCCGCUCAGACCUGAAACAUGCAAACGUCAGCGGUCAAACAGCAAUAGACGUCGCUCGAGCUCUGGGUGAGCUGGAUAUGAUGAACUCGCUCUUUGCUCACAUUCACAGUUAGAAGAAUGAACCAUCUGUGAAUUGAACCUCACUUUUUUUAAGUUUUGCAUUGUUCCUGGUGACUUGAAUACAUGAAUUUGUUCUUGGUGGCUGAGCAUUAAAAUGUGACGGGGCGUAUUGUCUUGGCAGCUUCUUUUCAUUGGAUUGGUGGCUAUAUACUGUAGACACCUUAUGCACAGUGCAGUUUAGGCACCUUAUAUUUACAUUCUUUCCCUAUUCAUUGGGAGUGCACAGUUGUAGUUAGUUGUCCUCCAGUGUUAUGUGAUUUUUACAUCUUUUCUGUUGCGUGCAUGAGUUAUAACAGUUCUUACACAUGUUUUUGUUUUGUAAUUUACAAAAAUGAUAAGGUGCACCCUGAUUGCUUUGCAUAGUUGUGUUUUUCUUAAUUAGAUGUACUUAGACUUUGAAUUUGCUCUUAUUUAUUUUUGGAAUAGGAAUUCAUAUUCCUGUGACUUUGUAAAUGGUGACAUUUAAUGUGAUUUGUUGAAAUGUUAUUUAUAUAAAUACUUUUAAGACAAAAGUGAGAUUAUUCACUUAAAUAUGAA